Molecule: messenger RNA, 1287 nt
Organism: Spinacia oleracea (spinach)
Lineage: Eukaryota; Viridiplantae; Streptophyta; Magnoliopsida; Caryophyllales; Amaranthaceae
Product: protein FAR1-RELATED SEQUENCE 5-like
Exons: 4
Coding region: 1-1287 (428 amino acids)
Source: RefSeq, a predicted model, not a curated record
AUGAAGCAAAUAGAAGGAGGCGAUGCCCAAGCAGUAACUGACAUUAUGUAUUUAGAGCUUGAAGGUGAUCCAAACUUCUUUUUUAGUUUUAGAUUGGAUGAAAAAGGCAAAUUGAGGAGUUUGUUUUGGAGGGACUCUAUGAUGAUGGAAGAUUCUGGAAUUUAUGAAGAUAUAGUGGUUUUUUACACAUCCUAUAGAACAAAAAGGUAUAACCUAAUUUGUUCCCCAAUAGUUGGAAUAAACAACCACUGGAAGAAUUGCAUGUUUGGUUGUGCAUUCAUAGGAGAUGAAAAGAUCGAGUCGUUUGUGUGGCUUCUGCAAACUUUCAAAAAGUCAAUGGGAGGCAAAAGUCCAAUAUCUGUCUUUAUAGAUCAGGAUGCAGCAAUGAGCAAUGCCAUAAAUCAGGUCUUUCCAGACGCAAGACACAGAUUAUAUGUAUGGCAUUUUCAUCAGAAUGCUAUUACAAGAUUUGGGGCAUUGAAACGAGAUCCAACUUUUAAGAAGACAUUCAACUAUUGCUUGUAUAAGCGUGUCACUAAAGUUGAAUUUGAAACCAAUUGGAGAUCAAUGUUGCAAACAUAUGAGCUGAUAGGGGAAGAAUGGUUUACAAAUGUAUAUGUUUUAAGAGACAAAUGGUGUCCUUCCCUAAGCAAAGAUUUCUUUUCUGCUGGAAUUUUGUCUUCACAACGAAGUGAAAGCACGAAUCACGCCAUUGGCUUUAGAGCAAACAGAACAAUAAGUUUAACUUACUUCUAUAGAUUGUUCAAAGGAACAAUACAACGUUGGAGAAGUACCGAAAAGGAAGCUGGAUUCUCUUAUAGUAAAUCAAUUGCAUCCUCGGCUUUACCACUAUCUGGAUUGCUAAAACAUGCAUCAGAAGUUUACACGCUGUCACUAUUCAGAGAUUUUGAAAAGGAAUUUGGCUACUCGAUUGCAACAACGACGAAAUUGAUUUGGACACAAGGUAAUACUCAGUUCUAUGCCGUGUCCAUUGACGAAGAACUUUGGUCUGCACAGAGAGUAACCUACAUCCACGAUAGCCAGAAAAUAUCAUGUACUCAUGCAACAACAGCAAGUGCUACAAGUGUAGUGCAAGCUGCAACAAGUUCUGAACCUGCAACAAAUACGACAACUGAACCUCCUAUCGUGUUGGAUCCUGUACGUUGCAUAACAAAAGGAAGGAACAAAAGACCACAAGGACCUGUUGACAAAAAGAAAAAGGGAAAAACUACAGCACCUCCAACAGCAGACUUUGGAACAAUAACUCCAAAUUUCCGAUUAUUUUGA